This is a messenger RNA of Ixodes scapularis (black-legged tick), 1989 nucleotides long. It is a transcript of the gene Pis, whose product is annotated as CDP-diacylglycerol--inositol 3-phosphatidyltransferase. The transcript is spliced from 7 exons. Gene Ontology annotation, molecular function: CDP-diacylglycerol-inositol 3-phosphatidyltransferase activity. Gene Ontology annotation, cellular component: Golgi apparatus; membrane. The record is from RefSeq and is a predicted model, not a curated record. The coding region runs from base 146 to 796 and encodes 216 amino acids. Lineage: Eukaryota; Metazoa; Arthropoda; Arachnida; Ixodida; Ixodidae. Gene Ontology annotation, biological process: phosphatidylinositol biosynthetic process.
AACAAUGUGAUCUCAUACGUCGUAGUGGUUUCGAGCGUUGCGUGCCACUCGACGUCAGUGUCAAGAUAGUCUUUAUCUGUCAGUGUCGUGUGUCGUCCCAUUGUUGUCCCUGGUCUUAUUUCCGGGACUGCCAGUAGCCGCAAAGAUGCCGGAGAAUAUAUUCCUUUUCGUUCCAAACAUCAUCGGUUACUCCCGUAUCGUUUUGGCGCUGAUCUCCUUCUACUUCAUGCCCACCCACUGCCUGGUGGCAUCUAUCUGUUACGGGGUGAGCGCCUUCCUCGAUUGCAUCGAUGGACAUGCGGCGAGGAUGUUCAACCAGAGUACCAAGUUCGGUGCGAUGCUGGACCAGCUGACGGACCGCUGCGGGACCAUGUGCUUGCUGGUGGUGCUCGCCAGCUUCUACCCGCGCUACAGUUUCCUCUUCAUGCUCAGCAUGUCCAUCGACAUUGCGAGUCACUGGCUGCAUCUGCACACAUCUCUGCUCUCGGGCCGCGACAAUCACAAGAACAUGGAUGCCGCAGACAACCCCAUCAUGAAAUUAUAUUAUACCAACAAGCCGGUCCUAUUCACAAUGUGCGUCGGCAACGAGGCAUUCUACGGGGGACUCUACCUGCUUCACUUCACUCAGGGACCCACUUUGUUUGCAGGGAUGGGCAUCUUCAGACUCCUCACAGGGAUCUGCGCACCGAUUGCAGUGGCCAAGACCUUUGUCAGCCUCUUGCAGAUGCAGAUUGCAGCGGUCAACCUCGGGGCUGUCGACGUAAGAGAGCGCAGCAAGCGUGCCGAGCUAAUUUAGUGCCAUGCAGCUGAAAAUUUUAGUGUCUGAAAGCAGCCUUUACCUGGUCAGUGUUUUAAAUUAGUGCAGCUGCCACAAUAGGCCAUGAUGUGCAACUCUGGAACGCAACAGAAAAGACCAGCAACAUGUCACAAGCCAUGUAGCACGCAUCAGCGUUGGGCAUCAAUCCGCCAGUCCCAAGGCAGUGUUUGCUAGAGGACGUUUCUAAGUCAAGCGAGUUCAGUCUUUAGGAUCAUUAGGGACUCCUAGUCACUUUAAAGGGCAGCUCGAUGGGUUCUGGCCGAACAGUCUGGGAACUGCCGCUUGCGGCGACCCAGAUAUAGAAAACUGCCCACUAUAGCGGACUGUUUUGCUCUAGAGCAUAUGAACCAAUUACACCUAGAUUGUGCCCAAGCCAGAGAAGUCAGAUCAAGGGAAGCAUGGGUGAUUAGCAACUAUAGAAACCCACUUUGGGAGCCUGUCAUCGAAACUUUCUAUACAGAAUACGAUUGUCAGCGUUUUAGCCAUGAAACUGGUUUAACCUCUGCUUGUUCUUCUGUGCUCAGCUGGAGAACCAAAGAAUGUUCACCUAGCCGGAGUAAUAAUAAUGCCCGCCAAUAGGCACAAAUUUAUGGAUUGCACAAAGUCGCAUGAUGUUUGUGCAUCUCCACGCUGGUUCUAGUCUUAUUUGACCCAAAUGUGUGUAUUUUCGGAGAGGUGCAAAUGUCCUCUUCGCAAAUAUUUGUUUCCGAAUGUCGAAACGGCCUCCUCUGCUGGACGAGCAUAUUGACGACAGAGUUGUUGGGCCGUGUUCCCCUUUCGUUUGUUACCAGCUCGCGCAAUAAAUGCCACACAAGAAGCUGCCAAUUGGACGUUUGCAUCAACGACAUUGUGUCGGGAGCUCCGAGCCCUCCAUGACUAAGUUACGUCGGUCUCUUGCCUGCAUAAAAAAUAAAGUUGUACUUCUGUUCCGAGCUUCACAAAUAGCCGAGGUUAGAACGAGUCACUGACUUACGAAGAGCCGAAAUUUUAAGUACAAUUUCAUUUGCAUUUUUUUUUUUUUCACCUAAGCUUGCAAAUGUGCAAAGCAUUACAGGGAGCUUGUUUGGUCAAGCAGAUUUCGAGACAUUCCUUGCUUGUUUACCAUGUGUGUAGUUAACGCUUACCUACAUGUAAGAGCUGUACAUGCCAAAAUAAACUUUGUGGCACUACUA